This is a messenger RNA of Lagopus leucura (white-tailed ptarmigan), 1180 nucleotides long. It is a transcript of the gene METRN, whose product is annotated as meteorin, glial cell differentiation regulator. Lineage: Eukaryota; Metazoa; Chordata; Aves; Galliformes; Phasianidae. The record is from RefSeq and is a predicted model, not a curated record. Gene Ontology annotation, biological process: positive regulation of axonogenesis; glial cell differentiation. Gene Ontology annotation, molecular function: hormone activity. The coding region runs from base 29 to 904 and encodes 291 amino acids. The transcript is spliced from 4 exons.
GCCGGGAGCCCGGAGCCCCGGAGCGGCCAUGCGGGCUCUGUGGGCGCUGUGCUUAGCCGGGCUGGCCGCUGCCCUCGGCAGCUUCUCGGCGGAUCAGUGCAGCUGGAGGGGGAGCGGCUUGUCACAGGAGGUUGGCAGCGUGGAGCAGCUCACCCUGCGCUGCGCCGAGGGCUCCCUGGAGUGGCUGUACCCCACAGGGGCUCUCCGCCUCCGCCUGGCCCCUCGCCUGCCCCCCGCCACCACCUCCGAUGGCCGCGACCCCCGACACGUCACCGCCUGCCUUCAGCCAGCCGGCACCUUCCGGGGUGCUCAGCUCUACCUGGAGCGGGAUGGGGAGCUGGAGCUGCUGCUGCCUGAAGCAGAGGUGGCCCCGCGGCCCCGUGUGAGGUGUUUCAGCUGGCCACCCCAUGAGCAGGUGGCCCUGUUCCUGCAGGCCACCCCGCAGCGUGACAUCAGCCGCCGCAUCGCUGCCUUCCGCUAUGAGCUGCGGGGGGAUUGGCUCGCCAGGCCCGCUUUGCCUGCUGAAGGGCUGUGCCGGCCGUGCAACGACACCGAGCUCCUGAUGGCCAUUUGCACUAGUGACUUUGUGGUCCGCGGUUCCAUCCACAGCGUCUCCAACGACGCAGAGCUGCAGGAAUCCGUCAUCGGGGUGAGCGCCGUCCGCAUCCACCGCCAGAAAUUCCCCCUCUUCCAAACUGGAGGGCGGCCGGGGCGGGCGGCAGGCAGCAUCCGCACCCCUCUGCGCUGCGGUGUGCGGCCGGGGCCCGGCACCUUCCUCUUCACGGGGUGGCUGCACUUUGGUGAGGCAUGGCUCAGCUGCGCUCCCCGCUACAAGGACUUCCAGCGCAUCUACGAGGGCGCCCGGCGCAGGAAGCAAAACCCCUGCGAGUUCCCUGUGGACUGAGCGGCUCGGGGUGGGCAGCCCCCAGCUUGGGAGCAUCCCUGCUCGAGAGACACUGGAAAAUGUGUUUAUCUCAGCCACCUCCCGCUGCCCUGGGAUGCUGGGGGCAUCGCCACAAGGAAGGGGCUGCAUGCUGUCUGCAGGGACAGGCACGUAGGGACGUGGGAGCACGGUGGGUGGGGACAGCCCUGUGAAAAUCCUGCAGGAUAGGAUGGGAUUUUCCCAGUGUGUGACCCUGGGGGGUUGCAGAAGGGUGCUCUGGGCUGGGGGUCCUGGGGG